This is a messenger RNA of Ziziphus jujuba (common jujube), 1524 nucleotides long. RefSeq lists its product as uncharacterized. Lineage: Eukaryota; Viridiplantae; Streptophyta; Magnoliopsida; Rosales; Rhamnaceae. The transcript has 8 exons. The record is from RefSeq and is a predicted model, not a curated record. The coding region runs from base 208 to 1455 and encodes 415 amino acids. Gene Ontology annotation, biological process: positive regulation of cytoplasmic translation. Gene Ontology annotation, cellular component: cytoplasm. Gene Ontology annotation, molecular function: single-stranded RNA binding; zinc ion binding; mRNA binding.
CGCACUACCAAAGCAGUCAGGCUGUCACUUUGUAAGCCACAUAUAAACAUCCAAAUCCCAUUGUUUUUGUUUUGCACAAUCAGAGCGGCUGUGCUUCUUUCUUUCGAGCUAUGCAGCAAAAUUUUCUCUGCUGUGUUUACUAAUCCAUCUUCGGAAUUUUAACCCACAAAAACAAAAAAAAAAAGAAAAAAAAAAAACGAAAAAGACAUGCCUCUGAUUUGCCACUCGAUUCAGCUAGAGGCAGUGGCACCCCAUUGGAGGCAUAGAGAUGCGUGCUUCUUGCUCUUCUCGCACACCAACAGAAAAAAGAAUUUUUGCAACUUCAGUCCCCGACUCACCUCUUCUUCCACUUACAACGAAGACGACCGCGACUUCUCUGUUUCAAUGCCUAAACAAGCAAAGUUGGGUUAUGAUCCUUCCGAGGACUUAUUUGGACUCGGUGUCAAUCUAAAGCCAAGGAAUUCUAAUUUUGGAAUAGACAAACCCAGGUCAUGGUUUGGGCCAAAUGGUCAGUAUAUUAGAGAGUUACCUUGCCCAAGUUGCCGGGGGAGGGGUUAUACUCAAUGUUCUGAGUGUGGGAUAGAAAGGUCCAGACCAGACUGUUCUCAGUGUAGUGGAAAGGGUAUAAUGACGUGCCGUCAGUGCUUGGGAGAUUGUGUUAUAUGGGAAGAGUCAAUUGAUGAAAGACCUUGGGAGAAAGCGCGCUCAAUUUCACCCCUCAAAGUGAAAGAAGAUGAUGAAGUUGACAAUCUAGACAUAAAGCUGGAUGUGAAAAGAAAAUCAAAGCGUGUAUACCAAUCACCAUCUCCUGAAGUUGGAUUGAAGAUCAGUCGGUCUCUAAAAAGUCUCAAUGCCAAAACUGGUUUAUUUAGUAAGAGAAUGAAGAUUAUCCAUCGUGAUCCUAUGCUUCAGGCACAAAGAGUGGCCGCAAUUAAGAAAGCCAAAGGUACUGCUGCAGCAAGAAAGCGUGCUUCUGAAUCUUUAAAAGCCUUCUUCAGUGACCCAGAAAACCGUCGGAAGAGAAGCAUUGCCAUGAAAGGCAUAAAAUUUUACUGCAGAAACUGUGGACGCGAGGGGCAUAGGAGAUACUACUGUCCUGAACUAAAGGAUGGUUUAACCGAUAGGCGGUUCAAAUGUCGUAUAUGUGGAGAAAAGGGUCAUAACCGAAGAACCUGCCCAAAGUCAGGGUUGAGCAAUCAGAAAAACACAGUUAGAAGACAUCACCUUUGUAAAAUAUGCCAUAGAAGAGGCCAUAAUCGCAGGACAUGCCCUAAAAUUGUUGGGACGAAGUUGAGAAGUAGUAACAUAAGAGUAGGAAUUCCCAGUUCUGGAAGAAGACGAUACAAGUGCCGGUUGUGCCAGCAACCUGGGCACAACACUAGGACAUGUCCUAAUGCUAGUAGAAAUGUAAGUGCUUUAUUAAAGAUUGAUAAUCCUCAAGAAGGAAAUCAAUGAACAUUUUAUGCUUUAGUAAUAUAUAUAUAUAUCUAAACAUAUGAGGAAAAAGAAAAGGCAUUAGAAUUA